GUAGAAACCGGUCCAUUGACAGCCUUAGGUAAAAUUACAUUUCAGUGGAAUAGAAAAUCGUGUUGUAGUACUUUGUUUCAGCGAGUUUUGUUUUGUCUCGUAAGCGUUUCCAAAAACCAUACAAUGCGAAAAAUUAUUGAUUUAGUUUAUGAUGUAGCUAUGAUUUUUUACUACGUCAUUAAAGCAAUUUUAGUGCCUUGGAUUCCCAUCAAGUAUCGUUCUAAAGAUAUUUCUGGUCAAAUUGCUCUUGUCACGGGAGCCGGUGGCGGAAUUGGUCGACUUUUAGCCGUUGGUCUAUCAAAAGAGGGAUGUAAAGUUGUGUGCUGGGAUGUAGCCAAGCAAGCGAAUGAGGAGACCGUUCGAUUGAUUCAAAAGUCAAAAGGACAAGCGUAUGCCUAUCAAGUUGAUUUGAGUAAACGUGAAGAGGUUUAUCAAAUGGCCCAGCGCGUGAAACGGGAAGUUGGAAUAGUUUCUAUUUUGGUGAAUAACGCUGGUGUAGUUUCGGGUAAAGUUCUUCUUGAUUGCUCGGACGAACAGAUCCAGCGGACUUUUGAUGUUAACGUCCUAGCUCAUUUUUGGACAGUCAAAAGUUUCCUACCUGACAUGAUUGAGCAAGAUUUGGGCCACAUUGUUACCGUGGCCAGUUUAGCUGGUCUUAACGGAACUGACCGAUUGGUGGAUUACUGUUCUUCCAAAUUCGCAGCUGUUGGAUUCGACGAAUCGCUCCGAACGGAACUGGCUGUGUAUGGACGGAAAGGAAUCAAAACGACGGUCGUAUGUCCUUACCUCGUCAACACUCCACUUUUUGCGGGUGCCAAAUCAAAGGUUGUACCCGCUUUGGAACCGGAAGACGUUGCGCAAGCAGUUAUCAAUUCCAUUUUAACAGACGAAGAAGUGUGCGUCGUUCCGCGCUAUGCCUCAUUUUUAACGACGUUAAGAAAAAUGUUUCCAGUGAAUGCCCAGCUCGUUGCUCACCGCGCACUGAGAUUGGGGGAAGUGAUGAACACUUUUGAAGUGGCCAAACCAAAACACAACUGAAAAUACGUUUAUGCAAUUCAUUAGUGAUUUCUCCAACAAGUCAAUCGAUUACAGAUCAAAAGUUAUAGCGCGACUUCAGAGCAGCAUUAUUUGCCUGUACACAUGAUUAUUGGACGUUAUUGGACCGUACUUUUUAGUGUCCCAUUUGUCAACUAUUUCUAACAAGGAGUUUCCUAUUUAAUCCAAAAACUACAGACUAGGAAGCAGGGAAUUAGUGCUCGUUCGGAAAUCCCUUGAUGGAGGAAGGAGUUUAUAAAAAAAUCGAUAAGAUUUCAUAAGACGCUAACCAUGGGGCAUCAGGGAAAUAUGUUGGGCUUCAUAUUUUUGAAGAAGGGAGUUGUGUUUCGAUGGGUUUCGUAUUGUAAGGAUUGCACAUGCGCAGCUGUAUUUUAUUCAUGUGCUCGGACUCAAGGACAUCUUAUAGCAUUCGAUAAUGCUCGAGAUAAUUUCAGCCAAAGUUCAACAAACAGUGAUGCAUGGAGUUCAAAAGGAUAUCUACGGGUAGAAUUUCAGUGGAGCAGAAAAAUCUUGUUGUAUACACUGUCUUGGCGAGCCUUGUCUAGUGAGCAACGACAGUUCCGAAUA
Messenger RNA from Daphnia pulex (common water flea), 1623 nucleotides. RefSeq names its product estradiol 17-beta-dehydrogenase 11-like. Bases 124 to 1038 code for a protein of 304 amino acids. The record is from RefSeq and is a predicted model, not a curated record. NCBI's taxonomy places the organism in Eukaryota, Metazoa, Arthropoda, Branchiopoda, Diplostraca, Daphniidae. Gene Ontology annotation, molecular function: oxidoreductase activity, acting on the CH-OH group of donors, NAD or NADP as acceptor. Gene Ontology annotation, cellular component: lipid droplet. The transcript has 9 exons.